AUGCCUAAUUUCUAUGAUCGUCUUUCAUUCUCUGAAUAUAUUUACAGAAUCAAAUUAAAAACUAUAAUAAACAAUCAAAUAUACCAUGAGAAUAAUAAUAAUUUUAUAAAAGAUUUAUCAUUUCAUUCAUUAAUACCAUAUUCACAAUUACAUAAUUUUGAAUCAAUGACAUUUUCAUUGGAUUAUGAAAAUGAUAUGAAUAAGAAUGAUUAUCAUUGUAGUCAACAUGUUGUCAUGAACACUGAUACAUUGAAAUGUAUCAAUCAAUGUUUAUUAAUAACUGAUCAAAGUAAAUAUCAAUUCAUUUCUGGUAUCAAAUAUAGAGUUUAUUGGUAUCAACUUGCUAAAAGUGAAGAAUUUCUUAAAUGUCUAAUAGAAAUAAUACCCACUGGUUAUGGUGAUCCAUAUUUUCAAGAAAUUGCUAUGAUAGUAUUGACAAAUAUAUGUAUACUUGCUGGAUAUAAAACGAAAUAUUCAAAAUUCGAUGACUGUCAAUCUGCCUUACAAAAUUUGAUUCAUAUCACCGCUGGUCCACUUGUCAUCUUUUCAAGUUCAUCGAAUCUAGGCCAAAUUACAAUUUGGUCAACUCAAGCUUUAACUGGACUAUUGAAAGCAACAUUUAUUUAUUAUCCAAAUUUAUGCGUGAAUUAUGAACAAAAUGUUUGGAUGGAAAGAUUGUUGUUGUUUUCUCAUGUUAUUCAUGUUCUUCAUCGAUUACUACCCAAGGUCUUCCUAGUUGAAUCAUCUAAUUUCGGCACAUAUGAAUUAUUGAAACAGUUAAGCAAACACAUUACUGAUGCUGACGACUCUCUCAAUUUGGACAUUUUAUCAUCACAUUUGAAUCUUUUAACAAUAAUUCUAAUGAGAUUGCCAUCAGUACAAGUGCUGUUAUCCUCAACAACAACAUCAUCAUCGGAUGAUAAAAUUAGAAUACAAGAAGUGGACAAAUUUCUUGCCAUAAUACAAUAUGGAUUCAUGAAUUUAUGUUUGGCUGUCGGGAAAGUUUGGUUGUGUCCUGCAUGCACAAAUAAUUUAAUAGAUCAAAGUGUUUUCGAUGUUCUUAAUCAAGAUCAACAAAUGACUGAUGAUCCAUAUUUAAAAAUAAAAAAAUGUUCAUUGAAUUCUUCUGAUAAUUUAUUAUUAUUUCUUUAUGAUUUAUUAAAAUUAUUAUUUAAUUUAAUUAAAAUUUCUUAUUUAAAAAUUUAUUUAAAUAAAAUUCAUUUAAAUCUUAUUCAAUGUUUAUUAUAUUUAGGUAAAUGUUUAUAUUAUUGUUAUUCAAAUUUAAAUUAUCCAUCAUUGAUAUCACAAUGUAUAUUUUAUAUCAUACGUAUUAUUGGUUGUAUAUGUUAUGAUCAUCUGGAUCGUGAUCAUAAUAGAAUUGAGAUCAGAUCAUCUUUUAUUAAUUCUGUUAUAUUAUCUAAUCAAUUAUUGAAUAAUUUUUUAUUACUUAUUCAUUGGUAUUAUCAAUCUAGAUGUUCAUGGUCUAUAUGCGGUAUUGAAUUAUGUUGGUGUUUAACUAAUUUUAUACAAUAUUUCAAUAUAUCAUUAUUUCAACAACAACAACAAUCUAAUCAUCAAAUGUUAAAUCAUUUUAUUGAUUAUUUUCUAUUUAAAGUAUUCACUUUAGAAUUAGGUACUAAGGAAGUAAUGCGUUUAUUAUAUAUUAAUAUGAAUAUUAUGAAUAAUAAUAAUAAUGGUAUAUGUGAUCCUAAUAAAGAUCAUUUCUAUUGGAUCAAGAUCUUAAACUCAUUAAAUGAUCAUUUAAAAUCUCAAUUGAUUUAUUGGAAAUAUUUAAAACAAAAUUUACCAAUGUGUUAUAUUGAAACAUUUAUAGGUUUGUUUAAAUUCUUGUCACUUAUAAAUAUGAAUAAUAAUAAAGUAUUGCAUGAAUAUAUUGAGAAUAAUUGUCCUAUAUUAUAUAAACUAUCAACUAUAUGUAAUGAAACAUUGACAAGAAUGUCAUCAUCAUUAUGUUCAAUAUCAUUGGAAUUAAUGACAAUGGAAGAAAUUAGAGAAAUUUUAUAUUCAAUGAAUUCUAGCACAGAUAUUAUAUCAUAUAUCAUGUCAGUUCUUGAAUAUAUAUGAGAUUGUUUGUGUUUUGUUUACUUGUACAAUAGUUAAUUUUGUGUAUAAAUAUAAAUGUAUACAAGUA
Messenger RNA from Schistosoma margrebowiei, 2152 nucleotides. NCBI's taxonomy places the organism in Eukaryota, Metazoa, Platyhelminthes, Trematoda, Strigeidida, Schistosomatidae. The record is from the annotation of a GenBank genome assembly.